AUGUGUAUGAAUGCAACAGCUAAAAUUAUUAAUACAUGUUUUCGUCGAGGUGAUGCUAUUAAUUUUUUCAAAUAUAAAACAUAUGCUAGAGUAGCUGCUGUCGUGUCAUUUGGUGAUUUAAUAUUAAGAUAUUUUGGACGCGAAAAAAUUAGUCAAGCAUUUGAAGUUAAUAGUUCUUCACAUUUUAUGAGAUGGUGGACUGGAAAAAAAGAAGAAUUUCAAAACUAUAUAAAGAAUUUCAACAUUGAAAUUGAUCGAGAUCGUUUUAAAACACCAACAUUUAAAAAACAACAUUUUCAUUUAAAGUUGUUACAGUUGAAUAGAGUAUUAAUGUUGGUAUAUGAUUUACUUGUAUUUAUUGAUUUUGUUUUAUUUAAAUUACGGGCACAUCGACAUGUUUUAUUUAAUAUUGAUAAAAUCAAAUAUAAUGUAUGA
This is a messenger RNA of Rotaria sp. Silwood1, 435 nucleotides long. Lineage: Eukaryota; Metazoa; Rotifera; Eurotatoria; Philodinida; Philodinidae. The record is from the annotation of a GenBank genome assembly.